This is a messenger RNA of Acanthopagrus latus (yellowfin seabream), 1575 nucleotides long. It is a transcript of the gene pnocb, whose product is annotated as prepronociceptin b. The record is from RefSeq and is a predicted model, not a curated record. Gene Ontology annotation, cellular component: axon terminus; neuronal cell body; dendrite. Gene Ontology annotation, biological process: chemical synaptic transmission; neuropeptide signaling pathway; sensory perception. The transcript is spliced from 4 exons. Bases 502 to 1308 code for a protein of 268 amino acids. NCBI's taxonomy places the organism in Eukaryota, Metazoa, Chordata, Actinopteri, Spariformes, Sparidae. Gene Ontology annotation, molecular function: opioid receptor binding.
CCUGCCCGUUACUAUGGUUACACCCCCAGCCCGUGCUGCUGGAAGCUUCAACAACCGCCGAGUAAGUUCAGCGGAAUAUGAAUCUUGGACUACUUAUGGAAAAUACGUGUUUCAUUCCACGUCAGAGUUGGGCGAAAGUAAUUAUUCUUGUGAUCUGGUGAAAGCCCCGAGCUGCCAUAAACCUUGCAGAGAUCCCCCCCACCACCACCACCACCCGCACCACCUUCUUUGGUUCCACAUCAUUGGGUUUAAUUGUGGAGGAGGACGGUAAAACACCUCAGCUGGAUGAGAUGGAGAGGGGACGAGGAGUUCAAGUGGAAGUGAGCAGUGGACACGAGCCAAGUGCAGGUCAGUUUUGGUUUCAGCUGUUGGCUGGACCCGGAUUCCCGAAGGCUUUACCUUCUCCCAGUUUCUCCAGCUGUUGACCCUUGUUUCAGACUCCUCUCUUCUACCUGCUGGGCUCCACGUUGUCCCUGCCUGCCUGCCUGGCUGUGCUGAGCGAUGAAGAUCCCUGUGUGGUACCUGGUAGUGCUGCUGGCGUGUCUCUUCACCCCUGGACGCAGCGACUGCCAGGGGGAGUGUGUGGCCUGCGGACUGCUCCUGCAGCAGCAGCAGCUGCAGCAAGCCUUCAACACCAUGGUGUGUCUGCUGGAGUGUGAGGGUCACGUCUCCCCGUCGCUCACGUGGGAGGUGUGUAAACGUGCCGUGAAGCUGUCGCACCACCCGGCGACGCUGUCGGAAGGAGGCGCUCUGCUCAAGAGAACGGGAGAGGAGCUGGCGCUGACCUCUCUCGACCUGAGCUCAGACAAUGAACUGCUGCAGUCUGCAGCCGCAGAGCGCUUCCAGGAAGGGAAUCAGGAUGAGACACCCUUUGAGCAGCGCAGCGUCCAGUAUGACUCAUCACUGCUGGAAUCCUCUGAGGAGGAGGAGGAGGAGGAGGGGGGCCUGCAGGGUCUGGAUCUCGGUCUGGUGGACGAAGACAGGAAGCAGAGGGGGGAGAGGAACGUGGAGCGUGACAGCCAGCUCGAAGAGGACGAGGAUGACACCUCGGAGGCCGUCACCUUGUCCAAACGCUUUGGUGGCUUUCAGAGGGGGCGCCACGGAUACAGGAAGCUGAUUGGCUCCCCGGCGAGGCCCUUACAAAAGCGCUACGGUGGGUUCAUAGGCGUCCGGAAAUCUGCCCGCAAGUGGAACAAUCAGAAACGUGUGAACCAGCUGCUCAGGCAGUACCUGGGCAUGAGGAGCAGCCGCAGCGGCAAGUUCAACAGCAUCCCUGUAACUCGGGUGUGGAGGCAAAACAAACUGUAGCGUGCGUCUGCUGCCCCCAGUUACCUCAGCCAAUCACGUUCUCAACAGCUCGCUCACAGUUUGACGUCAUCAGAAGAACAGACUCCGCCAUCUUGCUGCACCUUUUCUGUGUCUCUAAGUAACAACGAAUGUUUUUGACCGUGAUGUCCUUCUUAUUAAGCAUAUUUUCGUGCCAUUCUGUGAAAUAAAAAGAAUUAGAGAAGUGCAAUUGAAUAUAUUUUUGUGUGUUGGUAUAAUAAACGGGGCCAAAUGAGGUCGGAGGUUUGA